Messenger RNA from Brienomyrus brachyistius, 1941 nucleotides. It is a transcript of the gene timm23b, whose product is annotated as translocase of inner mitochondrial membrane 23 homolog b (yeast). Gene Ontology annotation, biological process: protein import into mitochondrial matrix. Gene Ontology annotation, molecular function: transmembrane protein transporter activity. Lineage: Eukaryota; Metazoa; Chordata; Actinopteri; Osteoglossiformes; Mormyridae. The transcript is spliced from 7 exons. The record is from RefSeq and is a predicted model, not a curated record. Gene Ontology annotation, cellular component: mitochondrial inner membrane; TIM23 mitochondrial import inner membrane translocase complex. Bases 496 to 1122 code for a protein of 208 amino acids.
GCAAAGCUUACCAGUAAUCCGUUUAGCGGUUUUCGUAAACCUCCACAUGUAUAUGCUUUUCUUUAUCGGUAUUAUAAAAUUAAAUAUUUGAAGCCGUGAAUACCAAAACAAUGAACGAAUAAUGAAGUUGUAAUAUGCAAGAAAAGUCGUACAUAUUUUUACGGCCGUAACCUGCUUUCCGGCAGUGCGUUGGUUGUGGAGGUCAGAGGCUGGAAGGACUGGUUGACUUGUGGUUAUCAAUCUGUAUUAGCUGUAGCAUACGAAUUAGUUUUCCACUACAUUCCUGCAAUUUUAAAAACAAAAACCAAUGUGUCUACUUUGCUGUCUGUAGUUUGUAGUUGCCUAGCUGGUUACUCUUCGUACGAAGGGUAUUCAGUUUAUAGCGCUCGAGGUAGCUAGCUUUUGGCUGGCUCGCCGCAUCGUUGUUGUUAGGUCACAAAUUAAGAAAUUUCAUUAUUAGUUAUUUUUUUUUACCUGUGACCAGAAGGAUUAAGUAUGGAUAACAACGCACCAAAGACUGGAGCAUCCCGGGGUGGUUUUGGCAGUCUUUUCGGAGGCUCAUCACCCGAGUAUUCAAACAGUGAACUCGCCGGGGUACCACUAACAGGAAUGAGCCCCCUGUCACCAUACCUGAAUGUUGAUCCCAGAUUCCUUACACAAGACAGUGACGAGUUCAUCCUGCCCACCGGAGCCAGCAACACCCGUGGCCGCUUUGAGCUGGCCUUCUUCACCAUCGGGGGCAGCUGUAUCACUGGUGCCACUUUCGGGGCGCUGAAUGGACUGAGGAUGGGUUUGGUGGAGACCCGUGACAUGGCCUGGUCCAAGCCCCGCAAUGUACAGAUCCUGAACCUGGUCACUCGGCAGGGAGCCAUGUGGGCGAACACGCUUGGCUCUCUAGCCCUGCUGUACAGUGCGUUCGGGGUGGUGAUCGAGAAGGCACGGGGGGCCGAGGAUGACCUCAACACGGUGGCUGCAGGGACACUCACGGGCAUGCUGUACAAAUCCACAGGUGGGCUGCGUGGGGCAGCCCGUGGCGGCCUGGCGGGCCUGGCCAUGUCGGGACUCUACGCCCUCUACAACAACUGGGACCAUCUCCGCGGGAGCACCCCAAGCCGCUACUGAGCUCCGCCCCCCGCUGGCCGAUGCUGGGUGGCCUGGGUACACGAGCACGUCACUCGGCCUGAUGUAACCCACCGGGACGGACUCAAGAGACAUCUGCUCGCAGAGGGCCGCUGGCUCUCUCACUCUCUUAAUCACUUCACUGCAUCGUUACUUCAACAGGGAGUGACAAGAACUGGAGCUCCUGUUGCGUGUUAGUCUGUCAAACCACCACAUGACUGGAUAGAAUCUCGACUAUGUACUUUUGAGUGGGGGGUGGGCUUAUUUUGUGUUCUUAAUUUUGAGCCAUUCUGCUCUUUUGUGAGGAAGUAAAUUAAUGUUUUGAUUCCUGAAGAAACUGAGAGGGUCAUCUUCGCCAUUCUUCCCAUGUUACCAUGGAUUACCAUGUGGACAGUGCAGUGUGACAUUCUCUGUGGGCGGCCCCUUCUCAUAGUCAGGAUUAUGGGUGUUUAAUUCUCAGGCUAUUCAGAAGCAUCAUGCCGUCACAUGAAUUGACUUGGAAAGAAUGUUGUGAAAUGAACGGUUUAGGUAAAACCCAGUGGGCUGCAUGUCUUGAGUAAUUUUCCCAUAAUCCCUCAGUUGUGGCACCGCUCCAUGCACAUGUGACUGCUUUAUGGAGUCACAGGGUCUCCAUUUAUUUGACAAGUCUGGCGUGACACGUCUGUCAGGACAUAGGAGGCAGCUCAUAUCCUGACUGUAUACUUCUAUAAGGGUAAUUUACUGUCUGUACCAACUGCGAACGCAGUCAUUUAAGAGCAGCACCAUUCCACACGUGGGUGAAAUAGACUAACACCAAUAAAAUACAACUGUGCACAGAACAUA